This is a messenger RNA of Nycticebus coucang (slow loris), 2006 nucleotides long. It is a transcript of the gene RALY, whose product is annotated as RALY heterogeneous nuclear ribonucleoprotein. The transcript is spliced from 12 exons. The record is from RefSeq and is a predicted model, not a curated record. Gene Ontology annotation, molecular function: RNA binding. Gene Ontology annotation, cellular component: nucleus. Bases 733 to 1656 code for a protein of 307 amino acids. NCBI's taxonomy places the organism in Eukaryota, Metazoa, Chordata, Mammalia, Primates, Lorisidae.
CCCGCCCCGCCCCCGCCUUCCUUCCUUCCCCGCCGAAGCUCUGGACCUUUCCAAAGCCAGGCCGAGGGGGUGGGGAAAACCCGUGCGCCUGGGGAGUCCGGCUGUGUCAGGGCGGGGCUGCAGACUCCUGGUACUAGUGUCACCGUGUCCUUCCCGACUGGGAAGAGGAGGAGGGAAAGCCCGAGGCCAGGGCCACAGUGGCGGGCGGGGCCGAGCGGAGGGAAGCCUCUUCGCAAGCCCCCACAUCCGCGCGCCUCUGUGGUGCCGGCCGAGGGAAGGGCUCGCGGCUGCGGAGCUCGCGCCGCUGUCAGUGCGGCUGGGCGCGCGAUCGGCGCGGGCGUGGGGCGGCAGAGCUGGGAGAAGCUGAGGGGGCGGUAGCGGCGGUGGCGACUCCCGCGCUUGUGCUCAGCCUCCUCACGCCGCGGCCGGGGCUGCUUCUCCCGCACUCCCUCUCGACCCCAAGUGCGGGGGCACCGCCUCCUUCCGCGCCGAGCAGCUUUCUCCAGACCUCUAAGUGCGGGAGAAGAAAACAGGCUUAGAGAAGUUACACGAUUUGCUCAGAGUCAUGUAGCUGGUGAGCCUUGUUCCCAGAGGCAGCUGGUGCUGACUCGUGUAACCCAGCGGAGGAAAUAGCUGGCUAAGCACAGCCUUUGUACUGAGUUAAAGAAGAUAGACCUUAGACAUUCAGGAAGGAGAUUCUGUUGAGAGACCCAGCAGAGCCAGGUGGCCACCAUGUCCUUGAAGAUCCAGACAAGCAAUGUAACCAACAAGAAUGACCCCAAAUCCAUCAACUCUCGGGUCUUCAUUGGAAAUCUCAACACAACUGUGGUGAAGAAGUCAGAUGUGGAGACCAUAUUCUCUAAGUAUGGUCGUGUGGCUGGCUGUUCUGUGCACAAGGGCUACGCCUUUGUCCAGUAUGCCAAUGAGCGCCAUGCCCGGGCAGCUGUGCUGGGAGAGAAUGGGCGGGUGCUGGCCGGGCAGACCCUGGACAUCAACAUGGCUGGAGAGCCCAAGCCCAACAGACCCAAGGGGCUAAAGAGAGCAGCAUCUGCCAUAUACAGUGGCUACAGCUUUGACUAUGAUUACUACCGGGACGACUUCUACGACAGGCUCUUCGAUUACCGGGGCCGCCUGUCACCUGUGCCAGUGCCCAGGGUAGUCCCUGUGAAACGAGCCCGGGUCACAGUCCCUUUGGUCCGACGUGUCAAAACUACCAUACCUGUCAAGCUCUUUGCCCGCUCCACAGCCUCCGGCUCAGCCAAGAUCAAGUUAAAGAGCAGUGAGCUGCAGGCCAUCAAGACAGAGUUGACACAGAUCAAGUCUAACAUUGAUGCCCUGCUGGGCCGCUUGGAGCAGAUCGCUGAGGAGCAAAAAGCCAAUGCAGAUGGCAAGAAGAAGGGCGACAGCAAUGCUGGUGGUGGCGGCGGCGGCAGCAGUGGUGGUGGCAGUGGCGGUGGUAGUUGCAGUGGCAGUGGUAAUAGUGGCAGCAGCAACCGGCCAACAGCCCCCAAGGAGGACAUACCUUCUGGAGUAGCCAUGCCUCAGGGGGAAACACAGACUCGAGACUACGGCGAGGAGGAGGGGCUGCUGGCACAUAGUGAGGAAGAGCUGGAGCACAGCCAGGACACAGAUGCGGAGGAUGGAGGCUUGCAUUAAGCAGCCUGACAGGAGCAAUGGCCACCAACAGGAGAAAUGCAUCACUGCCCCAGGCCUCAAGCUGGGCACCUACCCUGGAUGCCGCUCCCCAGCGGGUACCAGAGGAGAGCUGGCAGCAGGCACCUCCUCCCCCACGCAUCUCAGCCAGUGCCACAACCUCUGCAGGUGGAGUUUCCCGCCGACCCCUUUCCUGUGCAACUCUCCCUGUCUGCCCUGUCCAGUUCAGAGGGCAGAGCACAGGGGUUUCCCCACACUCUGCCUCCCCAGGACACUCCUAAGCUUGGGGUUUUUCUAUAGAUUUGGAGGAGGGGCCCACAGGGAGGGACCCUGACAAUAAAGAGAUUGGAUCC